This is a messenger RNA of Haliotis rubra (blacklip abalone), 3100 nucleotides long. Its product is annotated as membrane-bound transcription factor site-2 protease-like. The coding region runs from base 282 to 1745 and encodes 487 amino acids. NCBI's taxonomy places the organism in Eukaryota, Metazoa, Mollusca, Gastropoda, Lepetellida, Haliotidae. The record is from RefSeq and is a predicted model, not a curated record. The transcript has 9 exons. Gene Ontology annotation, cellular component: cytoplasm; membrane. Gene Ontology annotation, biological process: membrane protein intracellular domain proteolysis; regulation of response to endoplasmic reticulum stress. Gene Ontology annotation, molecular function: metalloendopeptidase activity.
CCCAGAUUAUGCACGCACACCUGAUUGAAAGCGGCUCACAUGAAAGAACCAUUUCCUGAUUGAGAAAUGAAUUAACGGUUAAAUAGCCGUUAUAUAUCUCAUGCGACAAUGUUUUCAUGGAUUUGACAACGGUGUCAUCCCGUUUCAAGACAUACAUGAUGCAAUAACGCUGUCACGUUGUAAAUGUGGUUGUGUGAAGGAUGAUUCAUGUAUAUUUCAAGACAAAAUAUUGAUCAAAAACCACAUGUUGCACUGUGAUCAAAAUUUGUCUUAUCACAGCCAUGCUACAGUCAACAUGGAUAGCUCUUGUGCUUGGUUUCUGGUCGUCGUUGUACCUCUUGGAUGCAUUUCUGAAGACGAAGAAGUCAACUAGCCGAUCAUACCGUCAUGCACUGGACAGCAGUGGACUGACCGUGUCCGUGUGUCAGCUGAGAUGGUACACCAACUCCCUGAACCGGCUGUUCCUCCGUGUAGGGCAGUGGAACCCACGUAUGCUGCGCUUGUGGUUCACCGUGGGCGUGUUCUUCAGUCUGGUGGCGAUGCUCAUCUCCAUCUUCGUCUUGACACUACUCGUCCUCAACACUUUACGCAGGCAGCCGGUGGAACACCAGGUCCUCACACCUGUGAUGCCAGGGGUGAAUCUGCCGACCAGUCAGAUCUGGUACUAUCUGCUGACGCUGCUUGUGUGCGGCAUCUUGCAUGAGUUUGGACAUGCUGUUGCUGCAGUCAGGGAACAGGUCAGAGUAAAUGGGUUCGGUGUCUUCCUGUUUCUGAUGUACCCAGGCGCGUAUGUUGACCUCUCCACAGAACACAUCCAGGUUAUCUCCCCUUUACGACAACUGCGAGUCUACUGUGCAGGUGUCUGGCACAACUUCAUUAUCGUCAUUGUUGCGCUGUUUGUGUUGAUGCUCAUGCCCCACACACUGAUGCCGUUCUACACACUCGGCAAGGCGGUGGCCGUUACAAGUGUUAUCCCGAAUUCAGCUGUAUCCGGACCUCGAGGUCUCCUGCUGGGCGAGCCAAUCACACGGAUCAGUGACUGCAUGGUGACCGACCUUGACACUUGGCACGACUGUAUCGUGGCAAGCAUGAAACAACAAUCUCUCGGACACUGCAUGCCGGUGCAACUUAUUCGGGAUCUGGAUACUUCACCUAAAAAUUACAGUCACACACCUGACUCCCUGGAUUGCUGUAAUGAAACGAGCAGUACACACCUGUGUUUUCUAUAUCACACCAAGUCCAGGGCAGACACAAAGUAUGCUUGCCUUCCGGCUCGGACAACAACUGACCGUCCGAUCUGUCGGCUGCAGAGUGACUGCUAUACCCCCAAGGUAGAGAUGGCCUGUGUAUAUCCAGCUGUCGACAAUGAAACAAAACUUUUACGGAUAUAUCAUGGUCGGAGACCGCCAUUAUUAUUUCUGGGGCAUCCAGUUGACUUAUUUUAUUCAGUGUCUGUGAGCAAUUAUGUGCCAAACAGUUCCAUCAUCCCACUUAAUCUUCCAUAUGUCAUAGAAACAUUUUGCAAAUAUUUGAUGUCACUAUCAGGGGCGCUAGUGAUCCUCAACGUGGUUCCCUGUUAUGCUCUAGAUGGGCAGUGGAUCUGCAAGGCGUUCAUAGAGCUCAGUCUUCGAUCGACCAUCCCAGACAGUGAUAUACGGAGUCUUAUAUACAGCCUGUGUAUAUUGUAUGGCACUGUGCUGUUACUGCUCAAUGUUAUAGUGGCUAUGUGGACACUGUUCUUAUAGCAUUAGUGGGGGAUACGUGAUGUGUCCCUAGUGCCUUGAAUGCUGCCUUGGAUACACCUCAACAUCAGCUGAACAUCACCUCAACAUCAGCUAAACAUCACACAUAACAUCACCUCAACAUCACAUAUCCUACAUAACAUCAUCAUAACAUCCCUUCAACAUCAGCUCAUCAUCAGCUCAUCAUCAGCUAAACAUCACCUCAACAUCAGCUAAAUAUCACCUCAGUAUCGGCUAAACAUCACCUCAGUAUCGGCUAAACAUCACCUCAACAUAACAUAUCCUACAUAACAUCAUCAUUACAUCCCUUCAACAUCAGCUAAACAUCAGCUCAUCAUCAGCUAAACAUCACAUCAACAUCAGCUAAAUAUCACCUCAGUAUCGGCUAAACAUCACCUUAACAUCAGCUAAACAUCACCUCAACAUCCACAUAACAUCAUCUCAACAUCACAUAUCUGACAUAUCAUCAACAUUGCAUCCCUUCAACAUCAGCUAAACAUCACCUUAACAUCACAUAUCCUACAAAACAUCAAGAUAGCAUCUCCUCAACGUGAGUGUCCCCUUAGUGUCUUUUCAACUAUCCAUUUAACAUCACCUCAUCAUCUUCUGAACAUCACCUAAACUCGACUUUAACACCACCUUCACAUCAACAUUGCCUGUACAUCCACUUAACAUCACAAUAUCAUCUCUUCAGCAACAGUGUCCUUCAACAUCACCAUAGGAAAGCAUCAACAUCACCUGAGCAUACCUAAACAUCACUACUGAAGUCACAUCCACAUAACAUCAACAUCACAUCUCUUCAACAUCAAUGUCCCUUUAGUAUCAUCUCAACAAUCAGUUUGUCACCUCAUCUUCUGCACAUCACUCCUCUGUAACAUCACCUCAUCAGCUUUGUCAACAUCACCAUUGUAUCUAACAUCAACAUUGUAUCUCAUCACCGUUUAUCUCUUUAGCAACAGUGUCCCUUCAACAUCACCAUUGUAUCUCUUUAGCAACAGUGUCCCUUCAACAUCACCAUUGUAUCUCUUUAGCAACAGUGUCCCUUCAACAUCACCAUUGUAUCUCUUUAGCAACAGUGUCCCUUCAACAUCACCAUUGUAUCUCUUUAGCAACAGUGUCCCUUCAACAUCACCAUUGUAUAUCUCUUUAGCAACAGUGUCCCUUCAACAUCACCAUUGUAUCUCUUUAGCAACAGUGUCCCUUCAACAUCACCAUUGUAUCUCUUUAGCAACAGUGUCCCUUCAACAUCACCAUUGUAUCUCUUUAGCAACAGUGUCCCUUCAACAUCACCAUUGUAUCUCUUUAGCAACGGUGUCCCUUCAACAUCACCAUAGUAUCUCUUUAGCAACAGUGUCCCU